CAGGGCGGGAGCGAGCGAAAUUCAAUCCUCCGCCGAGAUAAAUUGGAGGCCAAGCUGCCGGGUCAUGGAGGUGUCCCGGGGUUUAGCGGAAGCCCAGGUCUUAAGCCCAGAGCAGGCUGCCCGUUACCUGAGGUACGUGAAAGAGGCCAAAGAAGCAACUAAGAAUGGAGAUCUGGAAGAAGCAUUCAAACUGUUCAAUUUGGCAAAGGACAUUUUUCCUAAUGAAAAGGUGAUGAGCAGAAUCCAAAAAAUACAGGAAGCCUUGGAGGCGUUGGCAGACCCCGGGGAUGACGAGUUCACGGACGUGCGCGGUUCCGGCCUGCUGCUGUAUCGAGAACUGCACGACCAGCUGUUCGAGCACCAGAAGGAAGGCGUAGCUUUCCUCUACAGCCUCUACAGGGAUGGAAGGAAAGGCGGCAUCUUGGCCGAUGACAUGGGAUUAGGGAAGACCGUUCAGAUCAUCGCUUUCCUUUCCGGUAUGUUUGACGCUUCACUUGUGAAUCACGUGCUGCUGAUCAUGCCAACCAGUCUCAUCAGCACGUGGGUAAAAGAGUUUGACAAGUGGACUCCAGGAAUGAGAGUCAAAACCUUCCACGGUCCUAGCAAGGAUGAACGUACCCGAAACCUCCGUCGGAUUCAGCACAGGAACGGCGUCAUUAUCACGACCUACCAAAUGCUAAUCAAUAAUUGGCAGCAGCUCUCAAGCUUGGAUGGCCAAGAGUUUGUGUGGGACUAUGUCAUCCUUGAUGAAGCGCAUAAGAUCAAAACCUCAUCUACUAAGUCGGCGCUGUGUGCCCGGGCCGUGCCUGCCAGCAACCGCAUCCUCCUCACGGGGACCCCAAUCCAGAACAACUUACAAGAACUGUGGUCCCUGUUUGAUUUCGCUUGUCAGGGGUCCCUGCUGGGAACAUUGAAAACUUUUAAAAUGGAGUAUGAAAAUCCUAUUACUAGAGCACGGGAGAAGGAUGCCACCCCAGGGGAAAAAGCCUUGGGAUUAAAAAUAUCAGAAAACUUAAUGGCAAUCAUCAAACCCUAUUUUCUCAGGAGGACUAAAGAAGAGGUCCAGAAGAAACAGCCAGGCGACCCAGAGGUCAGACUUAGUGAAAAGAACCCAGGUGUCGAUGCCACUAAUGAAAUGCCUUCGCUUUCCAGGAAAAAUGAUCUAAUCAUUUGGAUCCGCCUUGUGCCUUUACAAGAAGAAAUAUACAGGAAAUUCGUGUCUCUAGAUCACAUUAAGGAGUUGCUAAUGGAGACACGCUCACCUCUGGCCGAGCUCGGCAUCUUAAAGAAGCUGUGUGAUCAUCCUAGGCUGCUGUCUGCGCGGGCUUGUCACUUGCUGAAUCUGGAGGAUGUCACAUUCCCCGUUGAAGAUGAAGGUGAGGACAAAGAGGCUUCAGAUGUGGACCAUAUUAGUCAAGUAACUGAUGUUACACUGAUGAAGGAAUCUGGAAAAAUGAUAUUUCUCAUGGACCUGCUCGAGAGACUGCGAGACGAAGGGCAUCAGACUCUCGUGUUUUCCCAGUCCAGACAAAUUCUAAACAUCAUCGAACGCCUCUUAAAGAACCGGCACUUUAAGAUCCUGCGAAUCGAUGGAACGAUUACUCACCUCGUGGAACGAGAAAAAAGAAUUAACUUAUUCCAGCAAAAUAAAGAUUACUCUGUUUUCCUGAUUACCACACAAGUAGGUGGCGUUGGCUUAACGUUAACUGCAGCGACGAGAGUGGUCAUCUUUGACCCUAGCUGGAAUCCUGCGACCGACGCUCAAGCUGUGGAUCGAGCUCACCGGAUUGGACAGAGAGAAAACGUCGUGGUUUAUAGGCUCAUCACUUGCGGCACUGUGGAGGAGAAGAUAUACAGAAGACAGGUUUUCAAGGACUCGUUAAUAAGACAAACCACUGGUGACAAGAAGAACCCAUUCCGGUACUUCAGCAAACAGGAGUUAAGAGAGCUCUUCGCAAUCGAGGAUUUCCAGAAGUCGGCCACCCAGCUGCAGCUGCAGUCACUGCACGCGGCGCAGCGGAGGUCCGAUCGCAGGCUGGACGAGCAUAUCGCCUACCUGCACACCCUGGGCAUAGCCGGCGUCUCGGACCACGACCUGAUGUACACCCAGGACCUGCCUGCCAAAGAAGAGCUGGACGUCAUCGAAGAAUCUCAGUAUAUCCAACAGAGGGUCCAGAAAGCUCAAUUCCUUGUUGAAUGUGAGUCUCAGAACACAGAGCUCUUGCUGGAAAGAGAGCGAGCCGCCCACCAGGGCCUAUGGCGCAGAGAAGCAGAGUUUCCUUCUCAGACCAAGGCGAAACGCCCGGAAUCCAAGAAACCGCAGGCCGAGCCUUCAGCCCUUCCGAGCGCCCGGCUCACGUGGGAAGAAGAAAUCAGCUCCCAAAUGGCCGGUGUCGCCCUUGGCGAUCUGCCCGAAACGGGUGACAAGGCGGGUCUGCCCAGUAUAGAGAUGAGCGUCGUCGUCCCGCAAGACGCAAGGCUCCCACGAGGCACCGAGCUCGGGGCCGACUUCGCAGAGGCUCCGCCCGCGGGCUCAGACGGUGUGGAGGAAAUCUCGACUGACUUCUCACUGGGAGUGGCCGAGCCGCCGUGGGGACAGGCCCCGCCAGAGAGCCCCACGCGGAGCUCUCGUUUGUCACUUAGCACGUCUGCCACAGCCGAUCUCGCGCCAAAUGUAGAUGAAGUGCAGGACGUCGCGGUCUCACAGCGCUGGGAUCCCUGGGCCGCCGCCCCCACGACACAAGAGCAGCAGAGCACGUGCUCCGAUGCCUCUGGCAUUGACACAGCCGCCACCAGUGACUUGUCGGCGCCCCGCGGUGCGCCAGCCGAUGUGGCCGCGGCCGGAGGGGGUUCCGCAGCAUCCUCACCACAGUACGCGUGUGACUUCAACCUUUUCUUGGAAGACUCUGCGGACAGUGGGCGGGAUCCGUCCAGUCGGUCUUUGGAGCUUGUUGAGAAAGCAGGCGGCUCGGCAGCCCGUGUGGGAGCAGAGUUUGUGCGCAGCCACGCUGGGCUGAGCGCGGGGCUGUCCGGGGACGACCAGGACCCCGAAGAAGUGGUGACCGUGAAAGGCGGGCGGAAAACCAGAAGGAUCGUCUCCGACGAUGAAGACGACGGUGACAGCUUUCGAAGUGCUUCGGGCACAGAUUCACUCAGCACGUCUCCCUUUCGCUUACCUGUAAAGUUCUUUGAUGCUUCAACCCCCAAAAGUGACGUCAGUCCACCUGGAAGGUUCUUUUCCCCUCUGCUGACUGAUAGCAUAAAUAAGUCUGCGAAGUCUCGAAGGUCCCUGGCUUCCCGGAGGUCUGUCAUUAACUUGGUGUUGGACCACGUGGAGGACAUGGAGGACGGGCUGGAGACCAGCGCCGAGGCCCAGGGAGCUGCGCCGGGUCCGCGGGCGGGAGCGGAGGGAAGCAGUGGCGAAGCCUCGGACUCUGCAGGAGAGGAACCUUCCAGAGAAACCCUGUCUCCGGAAAACAAGUCCAGCUGGCCAACUGCGCCUCAGCCUGCUGCCCUGGUUGUGGAGGCCUCCCCUGGGGGCUCGGGGAGCCCCGAGCCCCCCACUGCCGCACAAGCGGUCGGCGGUCCUCAGGGUGAGGCGGCGCGGGCUGCCCGCGACUACGAGAGCCUCGUAGCGCGUGGAAAAGCGUUGAGAGAGGCGGGGAGGCUGCAGGAGGCCUUGAGCUGCUUCGUGGAGGCGCUCGACAUCCGAAGCGCAGACCCCGAAGUCAUGCUCAUGACCUUAAGUCUGUAUAAGCAACUUAACUCAACUUGAGAAUGUCGCCCGUUGGCUGCAGUUCCGGUGGGACUGAGUACGAGGUCAUCUGCUCUUAUCGGAUGCUCUGCACGCGUGAAGCAUUCGGGCUUAAGGCCAGAGCGCACUCAGAAGGCAACUUUCUCUUUGGAGCUUUUCUGGAAAUUCUGCCUUCAUCCCGUGCUCCUGCCCCCCACCGCACCCCGAUACAUGGAUUCUGGUAUCCUGAGCGCUAGGUGAAUAUUACUUGACUCAAAUAUUCUUACAUUUUUCUUAUAGGCAUGCUCCGUCAGCUUAAUACUACUGUGUUAUUUCUAGAGAACUUUUCAUAAAACGUUUCUGGCCAUUGCUAAUUUUAUUUUGAGAAAGCGCUUUUGUCUAUUGCAGUUCAGAUGAGAUUAUUAAAGUUACUUUUCUCAAGUGC
This is a messenger RNA of Pteropus alecto (black flying fox), 4178 nucleotides long. It is a transcript of the gene ERCC6L, whose product is annotated as ERCC excision repair 6 like, spindle assembly checkpoint helicase. Gene Ontology annotation, molecular function: protein binding; ATP binding; ATP-dependent chromatin remodeler activity. Lineage: Eukaryota; Metazoa; Chordata; Mammalia; Chiroptera; Pteropodidae. The transcript has 2 exons. Bases 65 to 3775 code for a protein of 1236 amino acids. The record is from RefSeq and is a predicted model, not a curated record.